AUGGCGGCGCUGCCGCUGCCGCCGGGGCUGCGCCUGCGGCUCCGUGAGGGCAUCCCGCAGGACCCCACCCGGGAGCUCCUCCGGGAGCCCCCUCAGCCCCCCGCUCAGCCCCUGCCGCCCUUCACCUUCGCCCCCCGCCGCCUCCGCCUCGGCCCGCAGCACCCGCUGCUGGAGGACGGGGACGUGCACAGGCACCUCUACCUGCAGGGCGUCCUCACCAGCCUCGAGGAGGUGGCCGAGAGACCCAAGGUGUCCGAGUUCAGCUGCCACAUCUCCGGGUGCUGCCAGGUGUUUGACACGCUGGAGGGCUACGAGCACCACUACAACACCCUGCACAGGAACGUCUGCUCCUUCUGCAAGCGCUCCUUUCCCUCAGGGAACCUCCUGGAUAUCCACAUCUUGGAGUGGCACGACUCGCUCUUCCAGAUCAUGGCCGAGAAGCAGAACAUGUACAAGUGUUUGGUGGAAGGCUGCCCAGAGAAGUUCAAGAGCAGCAAGGACAGGAAGGAUCACUUGGUGACUGUGCACCUUUACCCUGCUGACUUUCGGUUUGAUAGACCCAAGAAAGUGAAAAGGAGAGCUGAAGGCACUGGUGUGGUGGAGGCGGAUGCCAGGCUGGAGAAGCAAAGGGAAGGGUCACAGCUGAGCCAGGGACACGCAGGAACCAGGCAGCUGCGCCAGCAGAGAGGACACCUGGGAGUCUCCCUGAGCAGCAGGAACUGGCACCACCCGGGGACACGAGGGACGGGCGGGCACGAGGCCGGGCAAAGUGCACAGCCAGGUGUGGUGAGAGGCAGCCAUGGAGGGCCCGAGGCUCUGCAGCAUCACCGUCCUGCUGGGCACUGCCCUCCUCCUGCUGGCACCCAGCAGCACCCAGGCUCUGAGCAGCUCCGGGCGGAAGGGCCUGCCCACGGACCGGGAUUUGGACAAGGAAAUCAUCUCGGGUGUGGAUGUGCUGGAGGAGCGAGAGCUCUCCGAAGAGGUGACACCAGGAUGAUGCCAGGAAGGUGGAUGUCCGUGAGCCACCCCGGAUGCUGACCCUGCAGGUGCAGAAUGGCCCAGAGGAGGACCGUGACCAUCUCUACCACAGCUGAGUGCAGAUGUGCCCAGGCUGUGAAAUGAGGUGUGGGAGCCACCCCUGGGGCUCCCUGGGGGUACUCAUCCUUCCCUACCCACCCUUGAGGCCCCCCCAAUAAACCCACUCCCCUCUCCAAUGUCCUGGUGGGCUCCUCGUUGCUGCCAGAAACCUGCUGCUAAGUACAGGGCCCUAAACCUGAGGGAUCCCCCUCCUUGGGAUUGCCCCAAGACCCCAAGCAGGGUGAGGAUGAUGCCCUGGGACGGGUGACUCGGUGCCACAGGCUGUCCCCUUCCUGGGGGACACACGGAUCUCCACGAGUCUGCUCUUGCCCAGCCCAGCAUCAGAGAGCAGUGUGACAGAGUGGGGGGUCUCAGUGAACCCAAACCUUUCCCAGCUGAGGCAGGAGCUCAGAGAAGGACGCCCCAUGUCCCGGCAGCA
Corapipo altera (White-ruffed manakin) is the source of this 1516-nucleotide messenger RNA. RefSeq names its product zinc finger protein 511 (gene ZNF511). Bases 1 to 1038 code for a protein of 345 amino acids. NCBI's taxonomy places the organism in Eukaryota, Metazoa, Chordata, Aves, Passeriformes, Pipridae. The record is from RefSeq and is a predicted model, not a curated record. The transcript is spliced from 10 exons.